AGGCCUAGCGGCAUUAUAUCAGGCGACUCUCAAAGCCUGGCUUUUCAUCACACGUGGGAGUGGCGAAAGCCGAAGAGUCGGCGUUAGACAGACGCAAUUCCUGGUAGUCGGAGCUUGUAACUAGUUCAUUUGGGCUGUUAUCCGAGGAGGUCAGGAGCGGCCAAGCGGAAAGCCCUCUGAUCAUAAGACCCCCCUAGGCGGGAAAUCCCAGCCAAUUUUGAGAGGAGGAAGCGGGCGAUGCCCUGCGUAGAAUAAUAAUUAGCCACUUCAUAGCCUGUUAAUUUCAUUGCUCAUUCUUGUAGAGUAAAUAUUCUACCCCCCCUUUCCCUAGCAUUGUUUUUUUUUUUAAUUGUACCUUCCUACCUAAUUAGGCUGCCUCCAAUCUCUGGUGCUAAAAGUUUCAGCUCGGUUAGAGCCAUGGGGAAUGGGAUGAACAAGAGAGAAUGAAGGCUUGGGGCCUGACAAUCCUUUCUUGGGAGACUGUUCCCCUGCAGAGGUGCCACCAUGGAAAAGGCCAUGCUUCUUGUAGCUGCCGGUCAUAUCUCAUUUGAGAAUGAUACUUCCUGGCUUGUUCCUUGGAAAUUUUAAAGAUGCUCGUGAUGUGGAACAACUGAAAAGGAAUAACAUAACCCAUAUUCUUUCAAUCCAUGAUAGCGCUCGGCCUAUGCUUGAGGGAUUCAAAUAUCUGUGCAUCCCUGCUGCAGAUUCACCCUCGCAGAAUUUGACCGGACACUUCAAAGAAAGUAUUGCAUUUAUACAUGAAUGCCGACUUAGAGGUGAGGGCUGCCUGGUUCACUGCCUGGCUGGAGUUUCCAGGAGCGCUACCCUGGUUGUGGCUUACAUCAUGACUGUCACAGAUUUGGGUUGGGAAGACGCACUUUCCGUGGUGCGAGCCUCAAGAUCAUGUGCCAAUCCAAACACAGGCUUCCAGCGGCAGCUAGAAGAGUUUGAGAAAAAGGACGUUGCUCAUUUCAGAGAAUGGCUCCGAGCAGAAUAUGGCGAAAACCCCUUGCAAGACCAACAAGAAGCCCAAAGGCUUGUGCUGAAAUACAGAGCGGAUGUGGCAGCUCAGUCAAGUGGUUCAGGAAGGCAGUGGAAUGAUAACUUUGCAUCGGUGGCCUCUUUUGUCAAUGACUGCACCUCAGUAGGGGCAACUAAUACGGAGCUCCAUCAAUGAAAGCAAGAAUAUGCAAUUUUUCAAUGGAUACAUUCAAAUGUCACGACAAAUCAUAUGGUUUAGUACAGUGGGAAUAAGCUUAGCUGAACUUUGGGCUCAUGCAUUUUUUUCCUGCUAGCUGUGGUCACAGGGAGGGUUUACCAUUAAUCAUCAUUUACCAUUACAUCCAAACCCUCAGCUGUUGUUAAUCUUAACGAUAAUGGUUGUUGUGGGUUUUUCAGGUUCUUUGGCCAUGUUCUGAAGGUUUUUCUUCCUGACGUUUUGCCAGUC
Pogona vitticeps (central bearded dragon) is the source of this 1447-nucleotide messenger RNA. Lineage: Eukaryota; Metazoa; Chordata; Lepidosauria; Squamata; Agamidae. The record is from RefSeq and is a predicted model, not a curated record.